AUGGCAGAAGGAACACGGUUCCGGAAGCUUGAAGAAACACAAGAGACUCAAACAAACCAUAUCAAUCAACUUCGUGACUCUACCACCAAAACCUCUACCCAAAUUUCUGAACUCACAGAACAAACCAACCAAACUGUCCUUCGUCUAAAUGAAGUUCAAACUACUCUCACCACCUUGCUGGGGCGCCUCGAUCAACUGACACUUAGCAACAAUACCAAUUCUUCCAACACACCACCUUAUUUCCCUCCGGUCCUUCAACCUCGUGCCUUUAAGCUAGAGUUUCCUCGGUUCAAUGGCAGUGAUCCAUCAGGAUGGCUCUUCAAAGCAACACAAUUUUUUGACUUCCACAACACUCCCCAACACCAAAAGCUCCAAAUAACUUCCUUCCACAUGGAUGGACCAGCUCUAGCAUGGUUUCAAUGGAUGCACUCUAAUUAUCCAUUUCAUGACUGGAACGAGUUCACGCAAGCAUUAGAAGCUCGCUUUGGUGACUCACCAUAUACUGAUCAUAUGGGAUCCUUAGCCAAACUUCAACAGACCACCUCUGUGGCUGACUACAUUGCCACGUAUGAAGCAUUAGCCAACCGUACCACCAACCUCCCUGCAGAAUUCCUCCUUCGCAACUUCAUUUCCGGUCUCAAACCAGCCAUACGACAAGAAGUCCAGGCCUUACAACCAACCACUAUUUUUUCCGCCCAAGGAUUAGCCAAACUACAGGAGGAGAAACUUGCCGAUCUACACUCUAAACCCACUGCCAUCACUGCUCUAGCCUUGCCUGCACCAAAAUCAACGACUUUGUCACGCCCUUCCAUUUCUUCAACACCUUCCCUUCCACCCGGUGUCCGUCGCCUCACACCUGAGGAAAUGAAAACCCGCCGUGAACAAGGAUUGUGCUUUAAUUGUGACGAACGAUUCUCCCGUGGCCACAAGUGCAAACAGCCCUCCAAUCUCCUUCUCAUAGAGGAUAUCACUGACAUUCCACCCGAAACUGAAAUCGACCCAAUCACCCCCCUUUCAACCGAAACACUUGACAUCUCUCUCCAUGCCUUUGCUGGCCAAGACUCUCCCCGUACACUUCGUCUGCAAGGGUACAUUAAGGGUGUCACAAUACAAGUUUUAGUGGAUGGCGUGGGUAAUGGAGAUACGUUGCAGUGCUUUGGUUUGUGUCUUGCUGUUCCUGUUCAACUUGCUGGACACAUUUUUCACAUUGAUUUAUUUGUUCUUCCCCUCCAUGGUGCUGAUAUUGUUCUUGGAGCUCAAUGGUUGCGUCAAUUAAGCCCAGUUACCUUUGACUACCGUCUCCUUACCUUGUCAUUUCAUUUCAACUCUGAACCUGUCACACUUCAUGGAUACACUCCUCCUAUGUCCACCCCUAUUACAUCAUCCACAGUAAGACGUCACUUGGCUACUUCUUCCAUCGCAACACUCUACCAUCUUCACCUUAAUACAGAUUCUACAUCCACUUCUCCCACUAUUCCACACGACAUUGCUCCUAUCAUCCAACUCUUUCACCAUCUCCUUGAGCCACCUAGUGGUCUUCCUCCCCCCAGAAACCAAGAUCAUCGCACCCUCUUACUUCCAGGAGCCAAACCCGUCAAUGUCAAACCCUACCGUUACCCGUACUUUCAGAAACAAGAAAUUGAGCGUCAAGUUCAUUCAAUGUUGCAAGAUGGACUCAUUCAGCCUAGCCUAAGCCCAUUUAGUUCACCUGUCCUCCUUGUCCGUAAAAAAGACGGUACCUGGCGCUUUUGCGUUGACUUUCGUGCCCUCAAUGCCAUCACUACCUGUGACCGUUUCCCUAUCCCCACCAUUGACGAGCUCUUUGAUGAACUUAGGGGCUCCAAAUAUUAUCAAUCAACAGUCCGAACGAUCACAACUGAAUGUGAUUUACAAAAAACGGAAACAAUUUAA
Molecule: messenger RNA, 1911 nt
Organism: Gastrolobium bilobum
Lineage: Eukaryota; Viridiplantae; Streptophyta; Magnoliopsida; Fabales; Fabaceae
Exons: 2
Coding region: 1-1911 (636 amino acids)
Source: RefSeq, a predicted model, not a curated record